Molecule: messenger RNA, 3897 nt
Organism: Drosophila rhopaloa
Lineage: Eukaryota; Metazoa; Arthropoda; Insecta; Diptera; Drosophilidae
Product: nodal modulator 3
Exons: 6
Coding region: 47-3646 (1199 amino acids)
Cellular component (GO): endoplasmic reticulum membrane
Molecular function (GO): carbohydrate binding
Source: RefSeq, a predicted model, not a curated record
CGUAUUUGAAAGGUGCAGCCCUGGUCACUCUGGGCACGUAGUCAAAAUGAGGUUUUUUUCCGGCCUUUUUCUAAUUUUAUUAAUUAAACUUUUCCAAAAUGCCAACGCCGGUGAGGUGGAAGUCGUCGGCUGCGGGGGAUUCAUCAAGAGCCACGCCGAGAUUGACUUUUCCCGGGUGGAGAUCAAACUGCUGACCAAGCAGGGAUCUCUGAAGGACAAAACAGACUGUUCGCCUUCGAAUGGCUACUACUUUCUGCCCAUUUACGACAAGGGCGACUACCUGCUGAGCAUUUCGCCGCCACCCGGCUGGAGUUUCGAGCCGGAACAGGUGGAGCUGAACUUUGACGGCAAAACGGACGUGUGCAGCCAGGGUCGCGAUGUGAACUUUGUGUUCAAGGGCUUCGGAAUCACCGGACAGGUUGCCCUAGCUACCGGCGGCGGUGCCCGUGACGUGGAUGUCGAGCUGCGGUCGGAACAGGGCGAAGUCCGGCGCACAAAGAGCGAUGCCAGCGGUGUGUUCUCCUUCACACCCAUUAUACCAGGGAAAUAUGUGGUGAAGGCCUCCCAUGCGAGGUGGCACUUCUCCAAGGCGGAGCAUAACGUGGUGGUAGUCAGCGGUAACACCGAGCUGCCGGCUAACUCCCUCGUUGUCUCCGGUUUCGAUGUGGUUGGUCGCUUCGAUUCCAGCACACAGCUUCCCGGAAAUCUGGGUGUGGCUAUCUACAAAAAGAAAGGACAAUCUCUAGUGCCAAAAUGCGAAAAAUCCUCCAAAGCGCCAGCAAAUAGUGCCAAGAGCGACUACGAAUCUGCAGCAUCCUGCUUCUCCCAACUAGAUAAAUCCGGAGAAUACAUUUUCAAGAAUGUGCCCUCCGGCAAAUACUUGUUGCAGGCUAUCAAUCUCGAUUCCAAGCUGAAGCUACAUCUGAGCCCCGAGUUUUUGGAGUUGGAAGUGGGCAAGGACACGCUGCAACUGAAAGAGGAGUUCAAAAUCACAGGGUUCACAGUUUCCGGUCAGGUUUUGACCUCAGCGGGAGGAGAACCACUGAAGUCGGCCGUUGUUAAGGUGAAUGGAAAGAAGGUGGCAGAGACUGAUGCCCAGGGAUCUUAUACAUUGGAGAACCUGAAGGCCGGCACUGUCAACAUCGAAGUGGAGUCCUCCCAGCUGCAGUUUUCUCCCCUGCAAGUUAAAGCUCAGAUUACUACUGCCUCCCUGCCUACAAUUGUGCCAUCUGCAUACGAGGUGUGCGGCAAAGUGGUGUCCCCGAAAUCCCACAACGUGGGAUUGACCAAGAGCGGAUCCACCUUCCACACGACAACGACCACAAAAGCAGAGACUGGAAGCUGGUGUGCCUUCCUCCCAGUUGGAAAAUAUACCAUUGAAGUUUUGACUACCGAUGCAGACAAGGCUGCUGGAGUGCAGUUCUUCCCCGUGCAACAGCAGACGGAGGUGCGAGAUGCACCUGUCAAUGGCAUCACCUUCUCGCAGCUCCGCGCCAAGAUCCGCGGCGAACUCCAGUGCCUGUCUGAUGCCACCGCCACCUGCACGUCUGCUGAGGUUACUUUGCAGGCUUUGGAUGCCACCGGGCAGCCCACGGAGAACAAGUGGAAGGCACGGGCUCAUCGUGGCAAGUACGUGUUUAAGGACAUGCUGCCAGGACCGUAUGAACUUACCAUUCCCCAGGGCAAUCUCUGCUACGAGUCGACCCGCGUGUUCCUGAACGUCGCCUCGGCUGAAGAAGAUGCACCACCAUUUGUGCACAAGGGCUACGAAGUGUCCAUCAUUUCCAGCCAUCGGGCUCUGAUGAAAUAUACCCACGUCACUGGACCUUCUGAACCCAAGGCUCCCACUGAAACUUUGAAGAUUGCCUCUGGAGUAAACACGUUCUGCGUGAACAAGUACGGAAGCUACGACUUUAAGUUGGAAGGAUGCCACACCUACGACAGCUCCUUGCCCAGCAAGUUUAUCACUCCGGAGCCAGAUCAGCUGCAAACCCUGAUCAUCAACGCAGUGUCCCACAAGACGGGAAUUCGUGUUUUGUCCUCGGAACCAACUGCUGAGUCCAUUAAACUUGUGCUCGAAUCUGAGGAACUCGGGCAGGAGGUGAUCACACCCGUUGCUGAGUCCCACAAGGUUGAUGGCAAGUUCGCCUAUCGUUAUGACACAUAUCUGAAACCGGAACAGGUACUUCGCAUUACGCCUGUGAGCGAUGUCUUGCUCUUUGCGCCCCAGCAACAGGAGAUUGUAGGAAGCAGCGAUUGUGUGGAUAUUGCCUUUAACUUUGUGGCCACCAGAGGUUUGAUUCUGCGCGGAAAGGUGGUUCCUGCAAUUAAGGAUGCCAAGAUCACAUUGUCCUUCCCGGAUCAGCCAGAGUUGCAGAGCCUGGAAAUCCUUACCUCAAUCACGGGAGAGUUUAAGUUCGGUCCCAUUGAAGAGUCUCUGGCCUUUGACCUUAAAGCCGAAAAAGAAUCUUAUGUGUUCAGCGAUUAUAACCGUCAGUCAGCUUCGUUCAGUGCCCACAAACUGUGUGAGAUUACCGUGGUUGUUAAGGAUGAGGCUGGUCAGACCUUAGGUGGUGUCCUCCUCUCCCUGAGCGGCGGUGAAAGCUAUCGCAAGAACCUGGUAACCGGGGAUAAUGGUGCUAUUAACUUCCAUUCCCUGUCGCCAUCGCAAUACUACCUGCGACCCAUGAUGAAGGAGUACAAAUUCGAGCCCAACUCCAAGAUGAUUGAUAUUAAGGAUGGCGAGACGGUUGCUGUUACCCUCACUGGCAAGCGUUAUGCAUACUCCAUCUUUGGCUCAGUGACUUCCCUGAAUGGUGAUCCCUUCGCCGGCGUAAAUGUGCAGGCCACCGCGGAGGAGGGCUGCCCGCAGCAGCAAGAGGAGGCCACCAGCGAGGCGAAUGGACAAUACCGCAUCCGUGGCCUUCAACCCGGCUGCAGUUACUCCGUUCGUGUCGUGCCCGACAAGGAAAGCGUGGAGCGAUCCAUUCCCGCCCAGCACACGGUGAAGGUGGGCAGCGAGGAUGUGCGCGACAUCAACCUGGUGGCUAUUAGCCCCCUCAAGAUUGUGGACAUCACCGCCAGAGUGACCGCCACACUCAAUGAGCACUACAAAACCCUGCGCAUUGUGAUGUACCGCAAAGGAAAUUCCGAUUCCCCGGUGUUCUCGCAGCGAGUGGGCACUCCGGUGAAUCCCAAAGCUAGAUUGAAUCCGGGCAUCACCGUAUUCUUCCCGCGUAUUCCUCUGGACGGCAAGAGCUACGUGGUAGAACUGCAGUCCACACUCUCGGAUAAAACAUAUACCUACAAGCUGCCAUCGUCUACAUUUGUGGCUGACAGAGGUUCCGUAUUUAUCAAGCUGGAAUUCCAGCCAGAGGUGCGCGCCGCCGAAGCGGAUCUUAACCAGAAUUCCAUCUCGGCGCUGCUGCUUAUCGCUCUAGUGGCCAUUGCCUUCUUCAAGCAGGACCUGGCCACCAGUUUCCUCAACUUCGUGUGGAGCAAGAUCAACGAUCUGGUCAACGAUCUUGCCCAGCGUCAGAAGAGCAAGGCGCAGGUGCGCAAGAACGAGCCCAUCAAUCAGCGAGAGAUCGAGCAGAUGGCCGAUCAGAUCAAUGCCAUCAAAAAGAAAAAGACCAAGAAGAUUUAGUCCCGACUGAUAGUCGCAUUAGUUGAUCAGUUUAGUCACAUUUCGAGGUAUUCGCGGUAGGUAUUCAUUCGGUUUUGUUUUCUGUGAGAUUUUGUUUAAUCCUGUAACUUAAACUUAUACUUUUGAUUUGCAUUUAAGAAGAAUUUGUAAUUUUUUCAUUUUUCAUACAUAGAUUGAGGCAAGUUUAUUUUGUGUUCGUUAUCCACUCUUAUAGCUAAAAUAAAUAAAUACAAAUAAAUAGAUUAAUUUAA